Messenger RNA from Magallana angulata, 1222 nucleotides. Its product is annotated as spidroin-1-like. The record is from RefSeq and is a predicted model, not a curated record. The transcript is spliced from 2 exons. NCBI's taxonomy places the organism in Eukaryota, Metazoa, Mollusca, Bivalvia, Ostreida, Ostreidae. Bases 121 to 1170 code for a protein of 349 amino acids.
UAACCACAGUAACUAAACUAAAAUUACAUUCAAAUUAAGCGAACCAAUGGAAUUUGGUUCAGUAUCAAUGAGUAAUGCAAAAUUACCAAACUUCAUGCAUAUUCUUUCCUGAUUACGUCAAUGAUCAUGUGUAUAUAUAGGCGAGAUUUUGUUGUAGUUGUCACUAAUCGUCCAGGUUCGUUCACCGAAAGACACUUCAAGAUGAUCCCUGCUGUUUCCCUCCUUUGCCUCGUUGCUGGCACAAUUGCCAUACCAGUCAACACUGGCUACUAUCCUAAAUCCCAAGGAUACAGAGGACAUGGAAUUAAUGGCGGCAUCAUCGGAAUCAACAACAACGGAUUUGAAAGCAGCAUUUUGGGGUUUAACGGUGGAAAUUCCGCCGCUUCUGCUGCUGCUUCCGCCACCAGUGGCCUGAAUUUCGUUGCCGCUGCCGCGGCCGCCAACGCUGCCUCAGAUGGAUCACAUCAUUUUGGACAACAAGGAGUUCUUGGUUUCAACAAUGGAUUUGAUCAUGAAUUUGGAUUCAAUGGAGGUUUCAAUGGAGGGAACUCAGCUGCCGCUUCUGCUGCCGCUGCUGCAAGUGGUAUGAAUUCUGCUGCUGCCGCCGCCGCCGCUGCAUCCUCUGCACAGAGAUCUUCAUUUACAGGAUUCCAAGGCCAUUCUGGACAUCAGUGGAUUGGUUCUAACUACGGACCAUUUGUUCAACAAGUACCGUCUGUUCAAUUCCAAUCGGGUCCACAAUUUAACGGACUUGGAGGUUCUGCUGCUGCUGCCGCUGCCGUCGCUGCUGCUGGUCAACAGAGCGCUGCCGCUGCCGCUGCUGCCGCUGGUCAAAAUGCUGCCGCUUCUGCUGCUGCCGCUGCUGGUAGAAACGCCGCCGCUACUGCUGCCGCUGCCUCUGCAUCUGGUGCCAACUUUGGACCUCAGAUUGGACUUAGAGGUUCCCAGUUUACCGGUCAGAUUGGUGGUCAAUUUGGUGGUCAAUUUGUUCAACCAGCUGUCUACUACCCCAACGUUGUUGGACAAAACGCUGGAGCUGCCGCCGCCGCUGCUGCUUCUAACAACGCCGCCGCCGCUGCUGCAGCUUCCGCCAGUGGAUUUAACGGUGGAUUUAUUGGAGGAUCAACUGGUGUCAUUGGCUCCAGAUAUGUACCUGGAAAGAAAUAUUAAUUGAAUUGUAUUUAAAGACCUUAUUUGAUCUGUGAUAUGCAUGUUUAUCAUG